This is a messenger RNA of Closterium sp. Naga37s-1, 774 nucleotides long. The record is from the annotation of a GenBank genome assembly. NCBI's taxonomy places the organism in Eukaryota, Viridiplantae, Streptophyta, Zygnematophyceae, Desmidiales, Closteriaceae.
AUGGUGCUUGCGCGUGUUCUCACGGGCUCCGUCCGUCGCGGCGCAGCGAGAUCUCGCCUCGUUUCCCCCCUCUCUCGCCUCUCACCACCCAGUUCCACCCGCUCCGCUAUAAACACCGCUCGUCGCGCCGCGUCUCGUGCUUGUAGCGGAGCAGCAACGCCGCGUCCUAUAGGGGGGAUGCCGCCGCUCCUGCCGUUCUCAGCAGCGGGUGCUGUUGCGUCAUCGUCGACGCUUGCAGGAGUCGCCGGGGGGGUAGUAGGGUCGCCCAGCGGCGUGGCAUGCGGCGCGUGUAAGCAGCAGAUGGCGGAGGGAUCGGACUCGUCGGCUUCUGGUCCCGUUGCACAUGUUUCUGAACAGCAGUCAGGGCUGCUGGAGGGGACACGGAGGGGAUUGGAGGAGGCUGAGCGGAGCAGGGCAGCAGAACUGGUACAAGUGAAAGGGGAGCUGCUAACAGUGCGAGGAGAGGUGGUGACAGUAAGGGGGGGGUUGCUAACAACAAGGGGUGAGCUGGCGACUAUGAAAGGGGAGUUGGACCUUCUGAAAGGGACUCUUCUAGAAACGAGAAAGGAUUUAGCUGAACAGAAGGAGUGCUUGCAGAAGGUGGAGACGGAAAAGCUGGCUUCGGAGGAGGAGGAGGUGAAGGAGCUGGGAAAAGGAAUGAUUUCAAAUGAUGCAGCAGCGGUCCCAUCCCCAGCACUGAAGCAUGUGGAGUUUGACGUUGAAGAGGAGUUGAGGAUGCGCCAAGGGGCUUAUAAAACGGUUUGGCAGCCCUGA